Molecule: messenger RNA, 3846 nt
Organism: Belonocnema kinseyi
Lineage: Eukaryota; Metazoa; Arthropoda; Insecta; Hymenoptera; Cynipidae
Product: RING finger protein 207-like
Exons: 8
Coding region: 183-2909 (908 amino acids)
Cellular component (GO): perinuclear region of cytoplasm
Molecular function (GO): Hsp70 protein binding; transmembrane transporter binding; zinc ion binding
Source: RefSeq, a predicted model, not a curated record
GAUAAGGGCGGCGGAGCUUUUUCUGCGCGGAGAGCGGCCAGUCGACCGUCGCCGUCGAGGUGCGAAGAGCCUCUCCCCGUUUUCGACGAGGUCGAGCCGCUCUCCCAAAUCGCAGCUCCCGCACUAAAUUUCGGUCGCGGCAGAGGAGCGAGUAGCUUUUCUCGCAGGUUCGUCCACCGCCGAUGACGAUGGCCAACUCGGGCUCGAACGCGACCGACGGAGUCGUCGGCGAGAGCGACGGCCAGACGACCGGAAUCCCGGGCUCCAGAAACCCCCUCAUCUGUGGCAUAUGUCACGACUACUACAGAGAGCCCUGUCUUCUCACCUGCUUUCACACCUUCUGCGCCCGAUGCCUACGCGGACAAAACUUAGACAGCAAAGUCUCCUGUCCAAUCUGCGCGCAAGUAACAAUGCUGAAGGAAGGCGCGCACCUUCCUCCUACGGACCAACUGAUGCGGCAGUUGGUGGAGCUCUCGAAUUCGGAGAAUCCUCCCUGUGCCAAUUGCGACAAGAGAGACAAGUCAACCAUGUUCUUCUGCACGACUUGCGGUCAAGCACUCUGCAACCAUUGUCGGGAACACACUCACCGAGCGAAGAUGUUCUCGACCCACGAGGUCGUUCACAUGAGCAAGUGUGCGAAAGACACCCAACGGCGAUGUCCAAGCCACGGAGAACAUUACAUAAUGUACAGCCAGAGUGCCAAAUGUAUGCUCUGUGCAACCUGUUUUCGGGAAACGCCGCCAGACUCUCGACUCCACUGUGUGGACAUCGACCUGGCCUGGCAACAAGCCUCCAAGAAGAUAGAGCGAGCCGCGAAUUCUAUUUGCGAGAUUCAAAUUGGCGUCAAGGAUGGACUGCUUGCUUUGAAAUCCCAACUUGAUGAGCUCCGCCACAGCCUUGACUCGGAGAAGCGAACCCUGAAUGUAUACUGCCAAGGAAUGCAGGACGUAAUCAACAAGACCCACAACACGGUUUUGGCUGAUCUCCAGCGUCAAUUUGAAUCCAAGGAAAGAAUGGUUCGGACUCAGCUCCUCUCCCUGGGAAGUGCUCUUCCCGUUCUCCAGAUGCACCUCAUGCUCUGCACGGCCUUCACGAGUGGAGCAACGAAGUAUCAAUUUCUCGAGUUGGCUCAUCCGAUGUUGGAGAGAUUAGGAAGAGUUGCUCAACUUGGUCACCCCUCGAAACCUCCAAUGCUUGCUGCACAUCUGAAGAUCAAUUAUAGGAAUGAAUUUGUCAGAGCUCUACAGCCUUACAUGAGCCAGAGCCAAGGCCAAGGACAGCCUUUGAAGGACUCAGUCUAUGAUCUGACUCACAAUAUGACACAAGAUUCGCAAUUCAUUCAGAAUAUCAAACCAUCGAGGUUACAGCAACCCUCCAAGACUCCGCCGGAUUCAGGUCAUUUCUCUAAUCAUUGUCGAAGUUUCGACACACAACUGAAGGAAUUGAGUCAGCAGCUCAUAACCGUAAAAGAACGGUUGGGUGAACUCCACCGGGAUGUUGCUCUUCUUCGAAGGGCAAAUACCCCUCCCGUGGGAUCUCGAUUCGAUCAUGUCGCUAGGGACUGUAGAAUCCUCGAACAACAACUCGAUCAUCAUCAAGCCGAACUUGAGCGUCUCAGGGGAGUCUUUGACACUAUUUGGGAAGAGCAACUUUGUAGAAUACACAUCGAAAAAGAGAUCUUUCAUUCGCAGAUGAACGAUAUUCUCUCGCUGAGGAGUGAAGUGAAGCAGCUUCAGACAAUGGCUCAGCAGCUCGAACCCUUCGUGAAAUCAUUCUCAGCCGGUAUGAGUGCGGGAGAAAUCAGUGCUGCAGCACAAGAUGCUGCGGGCCAUCAGCAUCUGCAAGUUCUCCUUGAUCAUCUGGCUCGACUGCAAAUGCAAGAACCUCCUCAACCUCAAAACCCUGCCCCAACUAAAGACUGCCGAUAUCCUCGAAAUUCUACUCCGUCUGCUGACAAUGCGUUAUACAUGAAAGAAUCGAAAGAAGUUCCAACACGAUGUCGCACACCUUCGGGAGGAAUGGGAGCAAUUUUAGACUCCAGUGGCAACAUCGUGGUCUACGGAUCAGCAAAGCCAGACGGAAAACGAGGAGUACUUAGUCAAUUGAUAGAUAAAGCAAGAACGAGGGAAGACAGGAAAAAAUCUCCUGGAAGGGAGGAAGGUCGCGAUCGAAGUCAAACUCGUCAUUCCCGAAAGUCUCCAGAAAGUCAGAAGCCCAAAACACCUCCAGGGCACUCGAAAGUCCGAUCAUUUUACCGUUCCUUGAAAGGAAGUACUGGUGAUAAUUCCGCUGAAGCGAUCGAUCAACCAGAAAGGGGGGAAAGAGGGAAUGAUCAGCAGCAACAGAAUCAACAAUGUGGUAAUGCAGACGAGUGUGAAUACCAGAGGAUCUCCGAGGCCUCGACCCUAGGUGAAGCCAAAAAACGAGUCCAAGCUCAAGUUCAUCCAGUGCCUGCAGAUGAGAAAAAAAGCUCUCGAAAAAGCCCGAAAGUAUACCCAGUCAGCGACUCCGAGGAGCUUUUCUACUCCAGGGAAGAGGGCAACGCCAGAAGGCGAAGACGAGCCAGUUGCGACAGCCUUAGCAUCACUGGCUCCGAAAAUAGCAUUGCCGAUGCAUCGGUGGGUCGAUCGGCGCAGGACCCCAGGAAAACUCUGGUAGUGUUGAUUGGACGGAGAUCAACCUCUUCAUCUCUGGUGCAGAAACAGCGUUCGUGGGAGACCUUUCCGGGCCCGAAGAAGAGGAGUGGAAGCGAGGGCAGCGCCCUGGCCCAACUAAAGAAGGCGGAUAGUUUCGAAGGCCACGAGGAGGCGGUGCGCACUCUGGUGGCCGCGGUCCACGAAACGCGAUCUCAACUCCGGCAACAUCAUCUCCAUCACCACCGUCACCAUCGCAAAAGCAAAACCAAUUAACGAAGAAGGAAUAUUUUUUUGAAGUAAAUUUUUCUGCCCCUUUUUUUACCCGAUGGAAUUUUACUCGUUCUCAAUUUUUAACCCAAAGUAUUUUCUAGAUGCGAGCGUUUUAUAUUCUGCAAUUUUGAGACGAGGCCACUCUUAUCAGAUCGUGAACAAUUUUUUAUCUUUUAUUUGAAAGGUUCCAUUUUCUUUUAAUUUCGAAGCAAAAAUGUGCCUUUUUUAUGGAGAACCUUUACUGAAUCAAGAACAUUUUUAAUCCUUUCAUGCGCAACAGUUCAAUAGCUCAAUGUUAAAAGAAUUCUGUUGAAUUCUUUCUAUUCUUGUGAGUUCUUUGAUAUUGUAAGGAAUGGUUUUUAACACUUUCAAAUUUUAUUAAAUUUUUUGACUUCCAUCAAAUCUUCCGAAUUCCUCUUAAUUCCCUGACUUCUCUCAAUUCUCUAAAUACUGUAAGUUUUGUAAAGUCACUGAAUUCCUUAAAUUGCAAUAACUCAUGAAUUUUUCUUUCUUUAAUUGUCCUAAUUCCUUGAUUUCUGUAAAUUCCAACAACUUUCUGAAUUCCCAGAACUCCCUAAAUUCACUGAACCACUUGAAUUCUGAUAAGUGAAUUCAAAGAAUUUUUUCAACUCCUUCAAUUCUCUCAAUUCCUUAAAACCUCUGAAAUCUCUUAUUUCUUUAAAUUCUUUGAAUUUACUGAAUUUUUGAAAUUCUUAGAAUUCUCUAAAUUCCUUGAAUAAUCUGAAUUCUAUGAAUUCCUUGCAUUCUCUGAUUUCCUCCAAUUCUUUGACUUCUAUGAAUUUCUUGAAUUCUCUAAAUUCUCUCAAAUUUAUGAAUUCUUUGAAUUACUCUAAUUUGCUGAAUUCCUCGAAUUUACUGAAUGUCUCGAAUUUGCUGAACACACUGAAUUCCUUAUAUUCUCGAAAUUCCUGUCAUAAUU